GUGCAGCCAAAUGGGCGAAAUAGUUUGAUGAUCGGAUGUGUGUUCACUGUUAAACAGGGGUAUUGUAGGCUACAGCGGACGUGGUCUUAUCUGCCGCCACAUUUUCAUUUUCUGUGGAAAGGUGAACGACAUGGAAAGGAGUUCUCCCUUUUUAGCACUAUGCUGAGAUCCCGGGCAGCCUUCCCACAAUGCUUGAACCGGGCUCCUGUUCGGUUAGCUCUCAGUCUCUGACAAUGGGCCACAAUGAUUUGGGGCUACCUAGAGCCCCAUCAGGGUUGGAGUGUCCAGGGGAAGGUCUGGGCAUCGGGGCGAUAUGUGGUAGCAGCAUUCCGAGGCACCACAUCCUUUACUCGUCCCCGACGGACUGUGAGACCUGGCAGAAGCAUCAUGCAGAGCUCGCUGAAGGGUCAAGCCUGUUGUCUGAGUCCCAUUCCCUGUUGGAGCCCCGAAGUCUCUCAACUAGCCAUGACCCCCUCUGCUUCCCACACAUGUCUGGCCAGGCUCCCCCUCUACAUCCUAACCGUCUUGGCCUCUCUCUUGAUGUGGCCUCGACUUCUGAAGUCGGAGGGGGAAUGCUGGGGGUGGAUGGAGAUUUGGCGGCCAGUCCCAACGUGAUGAAGAGACGUCGGGGCGGCCUGAUUGAGCAGAGAGACAUUGUUAAAGCCCACCAGGCUCAUAAGAUUCACAGCACACCACAAGCACGACGCAAGGAGUGGGAAAUGGCCCGGUUUGGAGACGAGGUCCCGGGCUUGUUGAGCCCAGGGGAUGGAGGGUCCGAUCGCAACCGGAACCGCGAUGGGGCGGCCGUGUCCACAGGUGGCCUCUCCCCAGCCUUUAAGCAGACCAAAGCGCAGCGUGCACGCACCAUGGCCUUGUACAACCCAAUCCCGGUCAGGGAGAACUGCUUCACCGUCAACAGGUCCCUCUUCAUCUUUGGUGAAGACAACGUGAUCAGGAAGUACGCAAAGAAAAUCAUUGAGUGGCCUCCAUUUGAAUACAUGAUCCUCACCACCAUCAUCGCCAACUGUAUUGUCUUGGCUCUGGAGCAGCACCUUCCUGGAGAGGACAAAACGCCCAUGUCCAAGAAACUGGAGAAGACAGAGCCCUACUUCAUUGGGAUGUUCUGUUUUGAGGCUGGGAUAAAGAUCAUCGCCCUGGGUUUUGUUUUUCAUAAAGGCUCCUACCUCAGGAACGGAUGGAACGUCAUGGACUUCAUUGUGGUCCUCAGUGGGAUCCUUGCUGCAGCAGGGGCACAUAUGAACAUCUCAGUGGACCUGAGGACCCUGAGGGCGGUGCGAGUGCUCCGACCCCUCAAACUGGUCUCAGGCAUCCCCAGUCUCCAGAUUGUCCUGAAGUCCAUAAUGAAAGCCAUGGUUCCUCUGCUGCAGAUCGGCCUGCUACUCUUUUUUGCCAUCCUCAUGUUUGCCAUCAUUGGCCUGGAGUUUUACAGCGGCAAACUGCACUACACCUGCACGCCACAGCCUGGAAUACUGGAAAACGAAACAGUGGACUCCUCUGAGUACGAGGUCCCGUGUGGCGUGCGUCAGUGUCCUGCCAAAUACACUUGCGGCGAUACUUGGAUUGGCCCCAAUGACGGCAUCACUCAGUUUGACAACAUCCUGUUUGCUGUCCUCACUGUCUUCCAGUGCAUCACCAUGGAGGGAUGGACCACUGUACUCUACAAUACCGAUGAUGCCUUGGGUCCCAACUGGAACUGGCUCUACUUCAUCCCCCUCAUCAUCAUCGGCUCUUUCUUUGUCCUGAACCUGGUGCUGGGAGUCCUUUCUGGGGAAUUUGCCAAGGAGAGGGAGAGGGUGGAAAACCGCAGGGCCUUCAUGAAACUGAGACGCCAACAGCAGAUUGAGAGAGAGCUCAACGGCUACCGGGCCUGGAUCGACAGAGCAGAGGAAGUGAUGCUCGCAGAGGAGAAUAAGAAUUCAGGACCUUCUGCCCUCGAUGCUCUCAGGAGCCUCCCAGAGUGGAGUACAGGUGGUGCUUAUGUGUUAAAGAGAGCCACCACCAUCAAGAAGAGAGGGAUGGAUGUGGUGCAUCGAGGUCAAUCAGGGGAGGAACAACACAGUGACAUCUCCUCUGUGGGCAUCCCCAUGGCCAGAGCAAGUAUCAGGAGUGCCAAGCGAGGUCCAACAGCGUAUUUUCAUCGCAAGGAGCGUCUCCUGCGCAUCUCCAUCCGCCGCGUGGUGAAGACACACACUUUCUACUGGACAGUACUGGGCCUAGUGGCUCUCAACACGCUGUGUGUGGCCAUUGUUCACCACAACCAGCCCCACUGGCUGUCCCACUUCCUCUACUAUGCAGAGUUCCUGUUCCUCGCUCUGUUUCUGACUGAGAUGUUUCUGAAGAUGUACAGUUUGGGGCCGCGUCUCUACUUCCACUCCUCCUUCAACCGCUUUGACUGCAGUGUGAUCGUUGGCAGCAUCUUUGAAGUGCUGUGGGGGUUCUUCAGGCCUGGCACUUCCUUUGGCAUCAGUGUCCUGCGUGCUCUCCGUCUGCUAAGAAUCUUCAAGAUCACAAAGUAUUGGGCAUCUCUGAGAAACCUGGUCGUCUCUCUGAUGAACUCCAUGAAGUCCAUCAUCUCCCUCAUCUUCCUCCUCUUUCUCUUCAUCGUCGUCUUUGCUCUCCUUGGCAUGCAGCUCUUCGGUGGCAGGUUCAUCUUUGAAGACUACACCCCAACAAACUUUGACACAUUUCCUGCAGCAAUCAUGACCGUCUUUCAGAUCCUGACAGGUGAGGAUUGGAACGAGGUGAUGUACAACGGUAUUCGCUCUCAAGGAGGAGUGAAGUCUGGCAUGUGGUCCUCUAUCUACUUUAUAGUGCUAACACUGUUUGGAAACUACACACUGCUGAAUGUCUUCUUGGCUAUUGCUGUGGAUAACCUUGCCAAUGCACAAGAACUUACUAAGGAUGAAGAGGAAGCAGAGGCAGCGUUCAACCAGAAGCAUGCUCUCCAGAAGGCAAAGGAGGUCGGACCGUUGUCGUCCUUCAUGUCUUCAGAGGGAAGCCGGAGGAGGCGGCCCUACCUGUACAGGAAAAGAGCCAUCCAUCGCAGCCGGCCUACCUACUCAUGCUCCCUGGACGAGGGCAGCAUCAGGGAGGGCCGCCCACCCCCACCACUCAACCCCUCUACCUCUUUCAUGUCCAGGAGAGAGAGAAGAACAAGGAUGACCAUGUCAGUGUGGGAACAGAGGACUAGCCAGCUGCGGAGACACCGCCAGAUGUCCAGCCGAGAGAUCCUGUUCAGCAGUCCCAACGAGGAGAAGGACGGGCCUCCUGCUUCAGCCCAGGCCCAACAUGGACAUCCCCAGUCACUGCACCGCAAGGCCAUGGAGCACACACUGUCCGGGAGUUUGAAGCACCUGAGGGAACCCUUAGCCUCCCCAUCCAAGAAUCAGGCUUUAGGCUCCUCCAUGUCUGUGGAUAUGGCCCUGGAUGCCGCCCUCUCUGGCCACAUACCAGAACUCCCAGUGGUUCUGGUACCAGAAUCUUUGGAUCCUACAAACGUGCCCCUUUCUGAUGCUUCUGUGUCUGUGGCCAUACCAGAACCUCCUGAGUCCGACUCCAUUACAGAGAGCAGAAAACUGGGCGUAAAACCGAGUCAAAACACUGUCAGCGAGCGUCGGAGCCCCAGAUUGAAUGGCGAGCGUCAACACAGGGCAGUAAAGAAGUUCAGGCCACCGGAUAACCUUGACACAAUGACUCCUGAGAUGGGAGGUCAUGGUGGGAUCAGGGGCAGAAGGGUGCUACAUCACUGUGACCAUCCCAGUGGGGCCAGAAGUCAAGGGUCAUUGCCAUCGGGGAAUGGAAGGCACUUUGGGAGUCGCUCGGUCAGCAGAGAGAGGAGGAGGAAUCCGGGGAACUUGGUGGAGAAGGAGGCAGAGACAAAAAAGGUGGACGAGGUGUCCAAACCUGAUGAGAGCAGACAGGAUGACAGGAGUGGAGGAGACACUGACCCACCAGAAAAGCAGAGCCACACUGGUGACCAGUGUCUUAAGAAGCAGGAAGAACCUCCUCAGCAAUCAGCCCCGUCUCCUCCUGUCAUCCCAGAGAGCAACAAAGAAGAAAAGGAGAUAGAGCAGGACCAGGACAAAUGUGAGCUUAGCUCCAGUGUUAUCAUCGAGGUGCCCAACGUUCAGUCAUCUUUAGAGCUCUCCACCAUCUCAGUCAACAUCAAGGAUCCUGAAACCUCCAAACCAGAGGAGGCAGAGGAGACAAAGCCUGUCAACACUGAAACCCCAGACAGCAUGUUCAUCUUCAAACCUGACAACCCGGUUCGUCGAGCGUGUCACUACGUGGUGAACCUCAGGUACUUUGAAAUGUCCAUCCUGCUGGUCAUAGCUGCUAGUAGUAUAGCACUGGCUGCUGAGGACCCUGUAGCCACCUCCUCUAACUGGAAUAAGGUUCUGCGGUAUUUUGAUUAUGUGUUCACCGGAGUCUUUACAUUUGAAAUGAUUAUAAAGAUGAUUGACCAGGGUCUGCUCCUCCAUGACGGCUCCUACUUCAGAGACCUGUGGAACAUCCUUGACUUUAUAGUCGUGGUGGGAGCAUUGGUGGCCUUCGCCCUCUCCAAUGUGAUGGGAAAUAACAAAGGACGGGACAUUAAGACCAUCAAGUCUCUAAGAGUGUUGCGUGUCCUCAGACCGCUAAAGACCAUCAAGAGACUUCCUAAACUCAAGGCGGUGUUUGACUGUGUAGUGACGUCUCUGAAAAACGUCUUCAACAUCCUGAUCGUCUACAAGCUUUUCAUGUUCAUCUUUGCCGUCAUCGCUGUGCAGCUCUUUAAGGGGAAGUUUUUCUACUGUACAGACAGUUCCAAGGACACAGAAAAGGAUUGCCAGGGUUACUACAUUGACUAUGGGAAGGAUAAGAAAGAGGUGAAGAGGAGAGACUGGAAGAGACACGAGUUUCACUAUGACAACGUCAUCUGGGCUCUACUCACUCUCUUCACUGUUUCCACUGGAGAGGGAUGGCCUCAGGUUCUGCAGCACUCAGUGGAUGUAACAGAGGAGGACAGGGGUCCGAGCCACGGCAACAGGAUGGAGAUGUCUAUCUUCUAUGUCAUCUACUUUGUUGUCUUUCCUUUCUUCUUUGUAAACAUCUUCGUGGCUCUCAUCAUCAUCACCUUCCAAGAACAGGGCGAUAAGAUGAUGGAGGAGUGCAGCUUGGAAAAGAAUGAGAGGGCGUGCAUAGACUUUGCCAUCGGUGCCAAGCCCCUGACGCGUUACAUGCCCCAGAACCGGCACACAUUCCAAUACCGUCUGUGGCAUUUUGUGGUGUCACCCUCUUUUGAGUACACCGUCCUGGCCAUGAUCGCUCUCAACACCAUUGUACUUAUGAUGAAGUAUUACUCUGCCCCGCCAGCCUACGAGGCCGUACUGAAGCAUCUAAACACAGCUUUCACUGUUCUCUUCUCUGUUGAGUGCGUCCUCAAGAUCAUGGCCUUUGGGUUUUUGAACUACUUUCGAGACACAUGGAACAUUUUUGACUUCAUCACUGUUUUGGGCAGCAUCACAGAGAUUGUGGUAGACUUGCAGUUUGUUGAUACGUUCAACAUGAGUUUCUUGAAGCUGUUCCGAGCAGCUCGACUGAUCAAACUACUCCGACAAGGUUACACCAUCCGCAUUCUUCUGUGGACCUUCGUCCAGUCCUUCAAGGCUUUGCCCUAUGUCUGCCUGCUCAUUGCCAUGCUCUUCUUCAUCUACGCCAUCAUUGGCAUGCAGGUGUUUGGGAACAUUAAGCUAAAUGAGGAGACUCACAUUACGCAGCACAACAACUUCAAGACCUUCUCUGGUGCUCUGAUGCUGCUGUUCAGGAGUGCCACAGGGGAGUCAUGGCAGGAGAUCAUGUUGUCGUGUCUGGGGGGACAGAAGUGUGAGAUGGACACCUCGCUUCCCCCAGCAGUACCAACAUCUGACCAGGAGGGGGGCUGUGGCUCCGACUUCGCAUAUUUCUACUUUGUCUCGUUCAUCUUCUUCAGCUCCUUCCUGAUGCUGAACCUGUUUGUGGCUGUGAUCAUGGAUAACUUUGAGUAUCUGACAAGAGACUCGUCCAUCUUGGGUCCUCACCACCUGGAUGAGUUUGUCCGGAUCUGGGGGGAGUAUGACCGUGCCGCCUGUGGUAGGAUCCACUAUAAGGAGAUGUACAAAGUUGUGCGCACUAUCUCACCACCCCUGGGCUUUGGAAAGAACUGCCCGCACAGGGUGGCAUGCAAGAGACUAGUCUUGAUGAACAUGCCUGUGGACGAUGACAUGUCUGUUCACUUCACCUCCACCCUCAUGGCCCUAAUUCGCACCGCCCUGGAGGUCAAGAUAGCCAGAGGAGGGGAGGAUAGAAAUCAGAUGGACUUGGACUUACAGAAGGAGAUCGGUGUCAUCUGGCCUCAUCUCUCUCAGAAGACUUUGGACGUGCUGGUUCCCAUUCACAAAGCCAGUGACAUGACAAUUGGGAAGAUUUAUGCCGCCAUGAUGAUCAUGGACUAUUACAAGCAGAGCAAGGCCAAGAAGCUCCGACAGCAACUGGAGGAACAGAAACAUGCUCCUAUGUUCCAGCGUAUGGACGCCUCCUCUCUGCCUCCAGAAAUCCUAUGCAAUGCCAAAUCCCUUUCAUUCCUCAGGCACAGUGCCGGAUCUGCUCUCACCAGAGGAGGUUUUCUAGCACUCAGCCCUAUCUCUCCACAAGAGAUGUUCCUGCAGCCGCUGUCGCGCUCCGGGGAGGAGAAGGAGGAGGAGGAUGACGGCGACUAUCGUUCACCCUACCACCCUUACCAUCACCCACAUCACCAGCACCAUCAUUUACAAACACUGGUGCCAGACGUAGUGGAAUAUAAUCAAGUGAUGCAGCAGGCCAGGCAGGACGCAACAGUUAUUAAAUCACCUCAGCGCACAGCAUCCAUCAGAGCUUCCUCCAUGCCCAGACUGGCUUUUGAUCCACUGCCUGGGAUGUCAGCAGACAGUAAGCUGAUAAAGCGCUCCUUCUCUACCAUCGGAGACCAGUGUGUGAACGGCCUCUGGCAGGAGCAGCACUCUCUGGAGAGAGUCAGUCCUGAUGGCUCAUACAGGCCUCGUCAGAGGAGCUACAGAGCUCCUAGAGUCAACCACAAAGAAACAAGCAGUCAUGAGAGAGGGCGAUCUAAGGAACGGCGCCACCUACUGUCUCCUGACGUGUCCCGCUGCAACUCUGAGGAGCGCAGCUACGAUCCAUUGUGUGAAAGAACAAGGUCCCGUUCACCUAGCGAAGGACGCACACACACCUUACAGAGACAGGUAAACACAACAGGCAGCCCUGCUCAUUCAGCCUCAGACUCCGGCACACCUCGUAAUCGACGCCAGCUGCCACAGACACCCUCCCGGCCUCGGCCAUUCAUCUCCUACUCCCCUCUGGUCUGCCAAGCCCACAUCUCACCAGCACCAACAGCCUCCUCUGAGGGACAGACCCAGCCUCAGGAUGGCGCUGGUGGCUCCACUGAGAACUUGUGGAGGGCUGAUAAGGAGGGUGGCCCCCGAACUGGAGGUCAGGGGUCAUUUGGAGUACAGGUGUUAGGACCGAGCAACCCAUCUCCUCACCGCUACAUCUCAGAGCCCUACCUCCCAUUCCAUGAUGACGGAAGCGGUGGAGAGGCAGGAGACGGGCAGGAGACGCUUACUUUUGAGACUGCCAUAGCAACCAGCCUAGGACGGGCCAACGCCAUAAGCUCCGCUCCUCAACUCAGACACUCCUGGCAGGUUCCUAAUGGUCAUUUCCGAAAGCACUUGGGCCAAGCGAAUCCAGCUCAAGCCGGCGAGCUGCUAAGUGACACAGACGAGGACGACCGCUGCUAAAAAGAAAAAAAACAGAGACGAAGGGGAUGCAUAGAGCAAGUGGGCACCUCGGAGAAGCUCCACAAGGCUUUAGCUCCUCUGUGGCUCUGAGAACUUGUAUUCUCAGUACCAGUAGCAUAACAAGCAGGACUGAACUCCAGCGCUCUUUAUCUGGAUAUUUGGGUGUCUGUGUGCAACGUGUUCUUCUGUGUGUGUUUGUUGUAGCUGGAGGGAGGCUGUGUGUGUGUGUGUGUGUGUGUGUGUGUGUGUGUGUGUGUGUGUGUGUGUGUGUGUGUGUGCUCUUAAUAGAGAAAAGUUGCCAAAUCAAGAGAACAGCAGAGACUGACUGUACUAUAAGUAGUUCAUUACAGGCAGACCCCAAGCAUUGCCAAGCCUUCCCACACAAGUUAGUGUUUUGAUUGUUAUUUGAACAAAAUAUGGUGAGACGUCUAUCCAAGGUGUCUUUGAAUCCAAGAAACUGAUCUCAGUGCGUUUUGUGUAGGUGAACAUAGAGGUAGCAUGUAAAAAUGUAAUACACUGAAUGUAUUUUAGCUUUUGGUUCUUAUGUUAAGGUAAUUUGAAAGGGUUGCUGUUAGUGCUGACUGUGAACAAUCGUAAGGGUAGCAGUUUGAUUCUGUCAGAUUUUGCCAAUUUAUAAUUUAAAACAGUUCCUGUUUAAAACAAGAGUAUCCACGUAGUCCAUGGGCAUUAUGCAGUCACUAAUAGUCAAAAUAGAUAGUCACUACAGAAAAUUAUCAGAUUACAGAAUAAGAUAUGUUUUGUCUCAGGAUACUGGACCAUUGUUUUUGAAAAUGUGAAGGACUAGAAGUGUCUUUUACAGGUCUGUCAGCAUGAUAUCAACAUGACGAGACCACCAGUUGACUACAACGACUUUGGCCUGAGGUACAACCAUCUGUAGGACAGACAGUCCGCGUGAAUCUCAAAUGGAUAUUCAUUCUUCACGUUUCUUCUUAAGCCAUUUUCUUCUGGUACAUAGAGCCAGGGACGUGUCUUCUUCGGGUUGUGUAUCCCUCUUUUAUGUGAUGAUGAGAAAUGAAUGUCCUUUUUACAUGUGAUGCAACAUGGAGGCUUUUACAAAAGACAAAUCACAGGCACAGUAUGGUUUGUCUAUAUGUUAACUGCCACAUUGUUUCCGUCACAUUGGAGCCCAUGUUUUUUCUCAGUAGAAACAAGCGUUAUGGAAUUUCUUUGCGCCAGUCGUUAAUAGUAAUUUCCACAUGCAUGAUUAUGGUGACAAUUGGAGAGAGAGAGAGAGAGAGAGGUGUGUCUGUGGCUACCAAAUUGUUCUCAUUGAAAUGUGUCUAUGAUAUUAAAUAGGAUUUUAAACCACCUCACUAACAGAGUAAUAAUGAAACAACAGGCAAAGAAAUGUUAAUACCUUCGAACAUUCCACCUUUAGACCAUUUGUUGUUCCCCUUAAAUAAGAUGUGUAUUUAUACCAUGUGCUGUUGUAUUAAUGUAAUAUGUUGAGUUUGACAUGUUUCUGAAAUGUGAACACAGGACUUAUCUGGAGGAUCCACAGUCCAGAAGAGGUCACACUUCCCUGCAGGAGACUCACUUGGACUGAAAAAGUCGUGUUUUAGCAGAAAAACCUCCAUUGAAGUGUGUUGAUUCAUACAGUUUACAGGUUAGGUUAAGGCUUCAGCCCGUAUGUUAUAGGACCGUGCUUAACAUGUACAGUGCAGCCUAGGACUUAACCUUGAUGUACAGAACAACCUAAUCUGUGCCUGGGGAAGCUCACCCAAAGAGCUCCCUAUCAAGCCUGGUUUUCUUAGAUAAAGAAGCUUUCUGGUAAAUAUGAAGAAUACCUAAAAUAAAUCCAUGUUUAAUUUAUUGCACCAUUUAUAAUUCAUUUGAAUCAUGAUGCCUGUCUAUGACUUUAAAGAAGAAGUGUUUACAUAUCUGUUCAAAGGACCAUUAAAGAGAGAUCACUUGUC
Molecule: messenger RNA, 9769 nt
Organism: Etheostoma cragini (Arkansas darter)
Lineage: Eukaryota; Metazoa; Chordata; Actinopteri; Perciformes; Percidae
Gene: cacna1ea
Product: voltage-dependent R-type calcium channel subunit alpha-1E
Exons: 50
Coding region: 189-7832 (2547 amino acids)
Biological process (GO): calcium ion import across plasma membrane; chemical synaptic transmission
Cellular component (GO): membrane; voltage-gated calcium channel complex; neuronal cell body
Molecular function (GO): high voltage-gated calcium channel activity
Source: RefSeq, a predicted model, not a curated record